Messenger RNA from Cotesia glomerata, 1524 nucleotides. Its product is annotated as receptor-type guanylate cyclase daf-11-like. The record is from RefSeq and is a predicted model, not a curated record. Gene Ontology annotation, molecular function: guanylate cyclase activity; peptide receptor activity. Lineage: Eukaryota; Metazoa; Arthropoda; Insecta; Hymenoptera; Braconidae. Gene Ontology annotation, biological process: cGMP biosynthetic process; intracellular signal transduction; receptor guanylyl cyclase signaling pathway.
UAUUUAAAACCCUGUCAAUAAUUGGGGCUUUUACCUUAUUAUAAUAUUUAAAAAAUAUGUAUGUGUAAUGUAUGAAUGCAAGGGAUGAAAAGUGUCUAAAUUGGUCAACAUAGUAGUUUUCCAGAUGACAGAGCUUCAUAUAAACUUGAGUGUAAUGUAAUAUAAGUGAAGUGAUGAGCAGGGUGGGGACAAUGAGGGUUGCGCGGUACCUAGAAAGCUUCUCUCUUCUCUCCCUGGUUCAUGUCCAUGCAUACAGUGUACACCAAGCAACUGUAUUGCUCUCACGAGGGUUAUCUUCUCAGUAAGCUCUCGUGCGUACUUGCAAGCUCUCGUCUUCUUGUUUAAUUCUGUAAUAGGAUUUUAAAUAACAGUCUGCUCUAAAUUAUCAAGGACGAAGCUUAUUAUAGAAUAUAUUGAGUGAAGUAGACAAUUAACUAAAGACAGAACAGCGAACAUCAAAGGAUCGAUAUUAAAGCCAAUAAUUACAAGAUAUUAUCAAACUUAAGGAAUUAUGUCACCGCGCAACGGCUCGUGUAUGGCCGAAUCGAGCUCCGUACGCAGUUUGUCCUCCGAUGACGUCUCUACGAGCAAAUCCUCCAAGAAGAAAUCCUGCUGGAAGCGCGCGACUGAUCCAGCUCACCGACGUGGUCGCCGGAUUCAAUUACUUCAAAUGCUCGUGCUUCCUUUUAUACCAAUACUUGCGCUCAUUGUACAGACUGCGAAUACUCUUCAUGAUAUACUUAUCUAUCGGCAAGAAGUAUCCGAUAUUGAGGCUCAGGUAACAAUUGCCACCGACCUGGGUAAAGUCGUCACCGGGAUGCAAUUGGAGCGCUCUGAAGUUGCCUUUUUUAUUUACACUAAUGGCAGCCGGUUAAGAUUCAAUUUGACACAGCGGUAUUUUAUUACCGAUCAAACUCUGAUGAACAUGACUACCUGGCCGUUGGCUUCCGUCCCGAGGGAUGAAUCUAAAACACAAACUUACGAAGUGGUUAAUAAAGAAGCGUUUCAAGCUCGCUUGGAUGACUUCAGAGAAAAAAUAAGCCCGGAAGAAAGUACUAUGGCCGAAGUGAUGGCUUGGUACACAAGUGUAAACGCUGCAAUGUUGGAUAUUUUGACCAAUCAGAUAAAAGAAACGGACAAUAGCGGCGUUUGGAGAUACCUGAUAGCUUUUAAAAACCUGCUGAGGAGUAUCGAGAGCAUUGGCAUUGCUUCUGUCUACGGUAUCAAUUACUUCGGACGAGGGAUACUCAUGGGUGACAAUUACGUCAGUUAUGUUCGACACGAAGCGCUUGGAAGAGAUCUCUUGAACGGAUCGCUAACCUAUGUUCCGAGCUUGAAGAGUUUGUAUGCUGAACUCACGCGCAACAUGCCCGGUUACGGCAGAAUUAAAUCUAGGAGGGAUGAAAUACUGAGAAACUUUCGCCGUGAACCAAACUUUGAUGACGCUAUAGCAUAUUUCGACUCGAUGGCGAUGUAUGUUGAUGAGUUACGUAAAUUGCAAAGCGCGUUACGGGACAUGAUAAG